AUGGUACUGUACGUGUCUUUCCUGAGGGAGCUAUUCGCAGGUGUGCCAUGAAUCUACACAUAAAUCCAACAGCAUUGCAGAAAUCUGCUGCGUUGUUUUUCCAGGGAAUCCGGAUUCCAAUUGGUUCAAAGUAGUUGAAGUGUAUUAGGUUCUGUACAGUACGAUACGAUAGGACAGAAGGUUGACUUUUCAUUUAUUUAACCUCUUCCCGAUCGGAACCGACUACACGCUACACCAGUUUCUGCCAUGUCUAGCCAGGUGGACGGUCAUGGAGACUGUGUGGAUGCCAAGGCCAUAGCAGGGCAGGGCAAACCUGUUUCCCCCAAGCAGGGGACCAGUGAGGUGGACUCUCGGCCUCAUGUGGACAUGACAUACAGGUACAAGAUGGACUACCCCAGCCUGGGACAGUGCAUCAUCAUCAACAACAAGAAUUUUGACAGAAGCACAGGAAUGGUUAUCCGAAAUGGGACAGACGUGGAUGCAGACAACGUUAAUACGGUGUUCUCCAGCCUGGGUUACAAUGUCAAAGUGUUCACCGACCAGACAGUCCAACAGAUCCGGGAGCUUCUCUUUAAUGUUUCCAAGGAUGACCACAGCCAGUCAGCCUCCCUGGUGUGUGUGCUGCUCAGCCACGGUGAUGAGGGUGUAUUCUACGGCACGGACAAACAUGUGGAGCUGAAGGUUCUGACCGGAAUGUUCAGAGGAGACCUCUGCAAGACCCUGGUUGGCAAGCCCAAACUGUUUUUCAUCCAGGCUUGUCGCGGUUCAGAACUGGAUGGGGGAAUUGAGACUGACGCCGUGAGUGACGAUUCUCCUGAGAGGAUACCUGUGGAGGCCGACUUCCUGUAUGCCUACUCCACAGCCCCAGGCUACUACUCAUGGAGGAACACCACUAAUGGUUCCUGGUUCAUGCAGUCUUUGUGUGAGAUGCUGCAGCGCCACGGACAUGUGCUGGAGAUCAUGCAGAUCAUGACCAGAGUCAACCAUAAGGUGGCGCUGGACUUUGAGUCUAAUUCCAACAACCCAGGCUUCAGUGCCAAGAAGCAGAUUCCCUGCAUCGUGUCUAUGCUGACCAAGGACCUGUACUUUCCUCUGUGACCAUCAGGCCUGGACAGCCAGUCUUCAGGAGAACUGUAUUAGCUGGCUUAUUGGGUUAGGAUUAAAUUGUUCAAAGGUGACUAGAUUUUAUUGAGAUUUUAUAUCUGCAUGUCAUGGAUUACUCUGGACCAAAUGUAAUUGUUUAAUUAGGUGGAGGGGGGAGGGAGGAAAAGGUGCUGUUUUAAAGAAUGGGAACCAGGCCAAUUACAGACAGAUGGCAGUCUAAUCACUUCUAAUGCAUUUCAGUAUUCUACAGAAAAAAAUGAAAGGGUAGAAACCCAUGGAGAUUUUAAAUUAACAAUAGGUAGUUUUUUAGGUAGUAAUUUAUUUGUCAAGGUUCUAAUGAAGGAUAGCUGAUGUUUGAAUAGCAUAUUAGUAGUGCAGGAAAUCAACAUUACAAAAUGUCAAUAAACAAUUUCAGCACAGUUUUGCUAUAAAUAAAAUGCUAACAUUUGGUAAUGUGAAUUAGUAAUUUGUGAUUAGGGCUGCAACUAACGAUUAUUUUAGCAAUCGAUUAAUCUGUCGAUUC
Messenger RNA from Hypomesus transpacificus, 1627 nucleotides. Its product is annotated as caspase-3-like. The transcript is spliced from 7 exons. Lineage: Eukaryota; Metazoa; Chordata; Actinopteri; Osmeriformes; Osmeridae. Gene Ontology annotation, cellular component: cytoplasm. The record is from RefSeq and is a predicted model, not a curated record. Gene Ontology annotation, biological process: apoptotic process; neuron differentiation; keratinocyte differentiation. The coding region runs from base 247 to 1098 and encodes 283 amino acids.